Belonocnema kinseyi is the source of this 1370-nucleotide messenger RNA. Its product is annotated as transmembrane protein 59-like. The record is from RefSeq and is a predicted model, not a curated record. The transcript has 4 exons. NCBI's taxonomy places the organism in Eukaryota, Metazoa, Arthropoda, Insecta, Hymenoptera, Cynipidae. The coding region runs from base 86 to 976 and encodes 296 amino acids.
UCUUGUCAAUCUGUAUUUUGACACCAACAAAAAAGAUAAAGCUCCGGAUAUUGUCCUGACAUUGCUUCACUAAAUUGUUACUACGAUGAAAAAAAUGAAGGAGGUUUUCGCGUUUCUGCUUUUAAUUUUAUCGAAAUUUGCUUUCGGUGAUGUGUUUUUCAACGUGGUGAAUCGCGAAGAUCCGUGCGUUAGCCUAUGCGAAAAAGUACCCUCGACGGACACAAAUGAUUCUUCUACUACUCAGAGCAAAUACGUCAAAUCGUGUUGUCAGAGGGGAUGUAGAUUUUUUAAUUUAGUCGAUCUCAGCCGAGGACUUGCUACUGAUGGUGUAAACGGCACGAGAGAUGCUUGCGAUGCUUCUUGUACAGAAGCCUACGCAGCGGCCCAGGAUCAGAAUGCCUGCAGAACAGGCUGUUCUGUUAUGGCAAAGCAACGGGUUUCCGAUCUCCUCUCACUCUUCUCCGUGGCUAUAUACGUCGAAGAAAAUGUUGGUAUCGAUUCGAAUGUUCUACAGAUGUUUCCCGAGAUUCCGGAAAACGAUAUUCUAACGGAUCCCGGUCUCAGGAAAGAACUUCUUCCCGGAUGGUGGGACUCUGAAGGCUUCAAACUGCCCCAGACUUAUGUGAAAACGGUGCCGAUGGACUCUGGGACAGUAGAUUAUGGGAUUCCAUCCGAUUAUUCCGGAGAGACUGAACAAACCUCCUCGGUUCCUGGAUCCGAUUGGCUUCAAUGUGCAUCUCGUCACACAGGAAUUCCUCGCUGGCUCCUGGGCUCAGCAAUUGUAGGAGCUGCUCUCUCGAUUCUCUGGCUUUGCUUAUUCCCCAAGGAACCCAGUGAAUUCGAUAUCAGUGUCAAGGAAACCAACACCGAAAAACAAAACCAACCGAGCAAAAUGAUGGUCUACAUCCCAGACGAAGCUCCUCUCUACAAAACUCCACCUCCAAAGUACAGCGACGUCAGCGACUUGAAGGUUUAAAAUUCAAACCAUGUUUUUUUUCUAUUCAGUUACAAUUUUUUAAAUCAUUUUAUAUGAAAGAAGCUUUAUAAAUUGCCAUUUAGUCUUUUUUCUAAACAAACUUAUUUUUGAAUGAUAUUUCUUCUUAUGUAUUAAUCUCAAAAUCGUUUAAAAAUAUUGAUUCAACCAAAUUUUCAACGAGUCAAUGUAGAAUCAGAAACGUUCAGAUAAACUUUUAAUUUUUUUUAAUUGUUUUUUUUUUGUAGAGAGCAAAGAAACUUUAAUAAUAAAAGGUGUUAGACUCCGCGUUAUUGCCCAUAUUCUCUACAUGUAUGUGCGUAUUUUAAGAAAUUUAAAGCUUUCUUAAUUGCUUGUAUAAGAAAUUAUAUAAUAAUAUAUACCGUUUGAAAAAAAA